AUAAAUUAUUGGUCCUGUUUCUUUUUGACCAUUUUUAUAGUUUCGCAAUUUGACAAAAUAACUCAACUCUAAACAAACGCACAUUACACAUAAAAUGAAGCUUCAACAUACUAUAUUAAAAAAAAAAUCUAAACAUCAGCAUUCAAAGUUUGAAUGCACUUCACAGACCCACAAAACGUAAUCCUUCCUCCAACAACACUCAAAACAUUCCAAAGGAACCUGCAACAACUUCACGGCACUUUCUCAAUGAUUUGAAAUAUUAGGGAUGCAACAGGCACUGCUGAAAUUAUCUCUAUAUAAACCAAUGCCAUCUUUGUGUUUUUAAUCACAAAACGGUUAUAUUGAUUAACUAACCAUGGCUUCUUUGGCUUCACACAAGUGCCUGUUGUUCUCUUUGGUGAUCUUGGGCAUUUGGGUUUCGGUCUCUACCGCGUCUCGUGAUCUGAGUGAAGCGUCCAUGGUUGACAGGCACGAGAAAUGGAUGGCUCAGCACGGGCGGGUCUACAAGGACGCAGCAGAAAAGUUGCACAGGUUCAAGAUAUUCAAGGCCAACGUUGAGUACAUUGAAGCGUUUAACUCUGCAGGAGUGCACAAGUACAAACUCGGAGCUAACCAGUUUGCCGAUCUGACAAACGAGGAGUUCAGGGCCUCCUAUAACGGGUUCAGGCCUUCGAAGUCAAAUGCAGCGAAGGCAGCAGACCGAAGCAGCUUCAAGUAUGAGAAUUUUACUGCAGCUCCGGCGAGCAUGGAUUGGAGGACCAAGGGUGCUGUAACCCCUAUCAAGAAUCAAGGCGAAUGCGGAUGCUGUUGGGCAUUCUCAGCAGUAGCAUCAACAGAAGGAAUCCACAAGCUGAGCACAGGCAAACUCAUCUCCCUCUCCGAACAAGAGCUUGUUGACUGCGACACCAGCGGCGAGGACCAAGGAUGCAACGGCGGCUUAAUGGACAACGCCUUUGAGUUCAUAAUGAAGAACAAAGGCCUGACAACCGAAGCCAAGUAUCCAUACACAGCCACCGAUGGCACCUGCAGUUCCAAAAAGGCUUCAACCAGCGCUGCGACCAUCACAGGCUACGAGGACGUGCCUGCCAACAAUGAGGCGUCACUCCUCAAAGCGGUGGCGAACCAGCCAGUGUCUGUUGCAAUUGACGCAGGGGAUUCAGACUUUCAACUGUACUCGAGCGGGGUGUUCACAGGGGAAUGCGGUACUGAAUUGGAUCACGGCGUUACUGCAGUUGGAUAUGGGAAGGCGAGUGAUGGGACGAAGUAUUGGUUGGUGAAGAACUCGUGGGGGACAUCGUGGGGAGAGAAGGGAUAUAUCAGGAUGGAGAGGGAUGUCGACGCUGAAGAAGGGCUUUGCGGGAUCGCAAUGCAGGCUUCAUAUCCAACUGCUUGA
This is a messenger RNA of Asparagus officinalis (garden asparagus), 1393 nucleotides long. Its product is annotated as senescence-specific cysteine protease SAG39-like. Gene Ontology annotation, molecular function: cysteine-type endopeptidase activity. NCBI's taxonomy places the organism in Eukaryota, Viridiplantae, Streptophyta, Magnoliopsida, Asparagales, Asparagaceae. The record is from RefSeq and is a predicted model, not a curated record. Gene Ontology annotation, cellular component: lysosome. The coding region runs from base 356 to 1393 and encodes 345 amino acids. The transcript is spliced from 2 exons.